AUGAACCUAGAAGGAGCGGCCGACGCGGUCCGAUGCAGAGCCUUCCCGGUAACCCUCGCCGGGCCAGCGAUCAAAUGGUUCAACGCCCUCCCGAACGGAUCCAUAGCCAGCUUCCACGAUAUUACACGAAAGUUCAUGGCCCAGUUCACUACUAGGAUCACCAAAGCCAAACACCCCAUCAGCUUACUAGGGGUCACGCAAAAACAAGAAGAAUCCACAAGAAAAUACCUCGACCGCUUCAACGACGAAUGCCUAACGGUCGACGGACUCACGGAUUCCGUCGCAAGCCUUUGCCUGACCAAUGGGCUAAUGAACGAAGAUUUUCGCAAACACCUCACCACCAGACCAGUAUGGACCUUGCAUGAGAUCCAGAACGUCGCCAAAGACUACAUCAACGAUGAAGAAGUCAGCCAGGUCGUCGCUACCAACAAGCGGCAGCACGGCAACACCCAACACGGCAAUUCGGCUUCUCGUCAUAACCCAACACCCAAAGAGAAUCAACGGAACCACCCCAGGCCAACCAGCCGACCACCGAGAAUAGGCAAAUUCUCUAAUUACACGCCCUUAACAGCACCAAUUACCAAGAUAUACCACCAAAUAACAGAUCGAGGCAUCAUUCCGAAAGCCCGACAACUCAAAGAAAGGACAGGAGGCAACAGAACACUCUACUGCGACUACCACCGUGGUUACGGUCACAAAACACAAGAUUGCUUCGACCUUAAAGACGCUCUUGAACAAGCCAUACGAGACGGCAAACUCCCAGAAUUUGCCAAAAUCAUCAGAGAACCGAGACGCGCGGAGAGAGACAGGUCGCCGGAAAGAGAAGGGCGUAACCCGAGAACUCAAAAGCAACCCCCUAGGGAAAGCCCAGAGGAGGAUCCGACCAUCAUAGUUAACGUCAUCACAGGCAAGGACGUAUCGAGCAAGUCAAAACUAACAAUGAAGAAAGAUCUCAAGGUAAUGGCUGUCAGAAACCAAGCCCAAACCUCCGCGGCCGACAAUACGAUAACGUUCUUACCAGAGGACUGCCAACACGGCACCUCAGCCGAAGAUGCCCCCUUCGUCAUCUCAGCCAGAAUUGGAACAGGCCUAGUACAAAGGAUACUGGUAGACACCGGGGCAGAUUCGAACAUCCUCUUCCGAGGAGCCUUCGAUAAACUCGGACUUCACAACGACAACCUCCAAACACACCGCCACGGCGUCACGGGACUCGGGGACAACUUUCUGAAACCAGAUGGCUCAAUCACCCUCCCCAUCACCAUAGGAACAAGAAACCAGAAAAAGACAAUCCUAUCUGAAUUCGUAGUCCUAAAAGACUCCACAGCCUAUAACGUGAUUCUCGGAAGAAAAACAAUCAACAACUUCUCUGCAGUCAUCUUUACCAAAUACCUCCUCAUGAAGUUCAGAACCGACGAUGGCUCAGUCGGUACCAUCCACGGGGACCGAGAAGUCGCAGCCGAAUGCGACAACACCAGCCUAGCCCUAAGGAAAAAAUCCUGA
Molecule: messenger RNA, 1500 nt
Organism: Arachis stenosperma
Lineage: Eukaryota; Viridiplantae; Streptophyta; Magnoliopsida; Fabales; Fabaceae
Exons: 1
Coding region: 1-1500 (499 amino acids)
Biological process (GO): proteolysis
Molecular function (GO): aspartic-type endopeptidase activity
Source: RefSeq, a predicted model, not a curated record